This is a messenger RNA of Pan troglodytes (chimpanzee), 848 nucleotides long. RefSeq names its product lipocalin 8 (gene LCN8). Lineage: Eukaryota; Metazoa; Chordata; Mammalia; Primates; Hominidae. The record is from RefSeq and is a predicted model, not a curated record. The transcript has 6 exons. Gene Ontology annotation, molecular function: small molecule binding. The coding region runs from base 1 to 705 and encodes 234 amino acids.
AUGGCGCUGGGUCCUCCCGCGCCGGGGAAGAAUUGGCCCAGGCUGUGCAGCGGGGGAACCCGGAGCCCGGACCCCGCCACGGAGGCCAGGCUGCCGUGCACCAUCCUGGGUGCCCUCGUGGUGCUCCGGGCGCAGGUGGCAGCAGCCAUGGAGGAGCUGGACCGGCAGAAGAUUGGAGGAUUCUGGAGGGAAGUCGGUGUGGCCUCCGAUCAAAGCCUGGUGCUGACGGCCCAGAAGCGGGUGGAGGGCUUGUUCCUCACCUUGAGCGGGAGUAACCUGACCGUGAAGGUUGCAUAUAACAGCUCAGGAAGCUGUGAGAUAGAGAAGAUCGUGGGCUCAGAAAUAGACAGUACGGGAAAAUUCGCUUUUCCUGGCCACAGAGAGAUCCACGUGCUGGACACCGACUACGAGGGCUACGCCAUCCUGCGGGUGUCCCUGAUGUGGCGGGGCAGGAACUUUCGCGUCCUCAAGUACUUUAGUAAGCUUGGCCCUGGGGGGCUCUGCCCAGCUGCUGCCCUCCCAGGGACUGCCCGCCCAGCCCCCCUGUGCCCCACAGCUCGGAGCCUUGAGGACAAGGACCAGCUGGGGUUCUGGAAGUUUCAGGAGGUGACAGCAGACACUGGUCUCUACCUGGCGGCCCGGCCUGGGCGGUGUGCCGAGCUCCUGAAGGAGGUGAGCCUGACCCCCGACCCUGGCCUGUGCUGAAGUUCCCGGGCCCCUGGCCCAGUCCCUGGCCCUGUCAGGAGCCCCCAUGGCUCCGCCUCCCGGCCCUGGGCUGGGGCCUGUUCACCCCUUCCUGUGAACAGGACACCAAACACCCCUGGUGGGCAGCUCCAGAGAUGAGUCUG